CUUCUGAGUUUAUUUCUUUAUUGGAAUGGAUUUAGAGAAAUUGAGCAUUACAUAACUUACAUAACAUAAGACUAUCCACUGUUAUCCUCUCAUUUCAAAAUCUGCCAAUGUAUUCAUUUAAAACUGUUGGACAGUUGUAAAGUGUGCUUGAUCUGUGCAUAUUUCUCUCCUGAUUCAGACAUGACAACUUUUUCACUGGAGAAAUUAAUAUUAUGGAAAGAGGAGUUAUAUUUCAGCUAGAAGCAAUGGUUUGAAGUCAAAAAUGUCUUGAAGUUGUUUCUGGCAAACAGGCAGCUUUUCACUUCAAAAGAUUUAACUGAUGGACAGGAGAGGUGUAGAUUAUUGUGAUGUUUGUAUCAGCUGUUCGGACUCUCAUUCUGACGGCACCCAUUCACUGCAGAGGAUGCAUUGAUGUAAUGCUUAUGUUAUGUAAUGCUUAUUCUCCAAAUCUCUUCCAAACUCAAGUAUAUCUCAGAUGACCUGGGGGUGAGUACUAUUCCUUUAACAUAAAAGUGAAGUUUUCAGUAUUUUGUGUUCUGGUAAAACUUGAACUGGCAUUGUUUCUCACCACAGAUGCUCAGUCAAAGCCACUACAGCUUGACGGAGGUUUCAGCUUGCUUGAAUUGCAAGGAAAAGCCUUCCGGACCACCAGGAUUAGCUGUCCGGUCCUGUAGCUGCUCGAAUAGUUCAUCAUCAUCUGGUUGCAUGCAGGUGUAUGAAAGGGUGCGGACUGAGGUCACAGGGUUACUAUGGUGCAACACCUGAGCUAUCAUACAUCGUCACGACAACAGAGGAGGGUCCUUCCUGCACAGGUUACUCAAAAACAACUCCAUCCACCCCUGAAAAGAGCUUGUUCACCAACACACAGAACUUCACUUCUCAGCUCUCAACGAGGUGCUCUGCAGCAGUAAUGCCCAGUAAACUGGAGGGAGCCAUGGAUGCGCUCAUCACCGUCUUUCACAACUACUCAGGGAGCGAGGGAGACAAAUACAAACUCAGUAAAGGAGAGCUGAAGGACCUUCUCAACAGUGAACUCACCGACUUCCUCACGUCUCAGAAGGACCCCCAUCUAGUGGAAAAGAUCAUGAACGAUCUGGACUCCAACAAGGAUAACGAGGUCGACUUUAACGAGUUUGUGGUGCUGGUGGCGGCUCUGACGGUUGCAUGCAAUGACUUCUUCCAGGAACAACAGAAGAAGAAAGGCAAAUGAAACGGAUGCAUGAAAGUAACUGCACGUCCAUGAUGCGUUAAAGCGUUUGUUAUGAACCAGACCACGUCCUUAUGCUAGCCGUUUACUGUCAAUCCUUGGUUUGUAUCAAAAGCAAACUGACCAAAAAAUAACAAUACAUUAUGUAUUUAAUUUGUUUAAAAUGAUGUUUAUUUCUGAAAUGAUAGGAUGUAGUUAUAAACUGAAAGCUGGACUUUAUCAUCAUAUAUCUGUAGAAUACAGUGGAUCUGAUAGUGUGUAUGUCUUCUGCUUCUAUGUUCCUCUCAUGUUUUUUUCAUUCAUUAAAUCAUAAAACCUAAGCUCAA
Carassius auratus (goldfish) is the source of this 1533-nucleotide messenger RNA. Its product is annotated as protein S100-A1-like. The transcript has 4 exons. Bases 716 to 1210 code for a protein of 164 amino acids. NCBI's taxonomy places the organism in Eukaryota, Metazoa, Chordata, Actinopteri, Cypriniformes, Cyprinidae. Gene Ontology annotation, molecular function: calcium ion binding; calcium-dependent protein binding. The record is from RefSeq and is a predicted model, not a curated record.